AUGUACGAAGCACUUGUAGAAGAAUUCUUAGUGUCUGUUUACGAAACAGUAGGAGCGUAUCUUCGUUUCAAUGAUGAUCUUCGUCAUUUAUCAUCUAAUGAUCGUUCCAUAAUACUUCGUAGUGCUGUUGAUAAUGUGUGCUGUAUGAGUGGUGCAUUUAUUAUGCAACAUAGCCAUUUAUAUGGUCUCAAUUCUUUUUUGAAGGUUAUGAAUGCAAAGUAUGGAAAACAUACCAUGGAUAUUCAUAUUUGGACAAGAAGAUUUAUUGAUCCAGAUAUUGUAUUGGUCAAACUAUCAAUUUCAUUGUUCGCUUUCUCUGAAAAUACUUGCUGUUAUUAUUCAGAAACCUCAAAAGACUUAACAAAUCCUAUUGAUAUUGCAAAGAUUCAAAACAAGUAUGCAAAAUUAACAUGGAGAUAUCUUCUCUACAAAUAUGGCCACCAUGACGCUGUGAAACGAUUUCUUAAUAUAACUCUUUGGCUUGCUGCUAUGAAUAUUUUAGCAAUUCAUGCUCGAACUCUGAUAGUACAUGUUCAUAAUAUUGAUGUAAUUAUUGAACAAUCUGAAAUAACACUGAUAUUAGAUGAUAUUGAUCAAAUUAUUGAAAAAACAAAUCAGUAA
Rotaria sp. Silwood2 is the source of this 621-nucleotide messenger RNA. Lineage: Eukaryota; Metazoa; Rotifera; Eurotatoria; Philodinida; Philodinidae. The record is from the annotation of a GenBank genome assembly.